AUGUCAGUUGACAAGAAACUCAAUGAUUUGAAGCUCGAAUCCAACCCUAGUGAAUCCGCUAAGGUUGUUGAUGAAAGUAAAGCUGGUAAAGCUGGUAAAGCUGGUGAAAAGGUUGAAAAAUCAGGUAAAUCUGCCAAAGCAGCCAAAAAACCUGCCAAUCCUUUAUUAUUAGACCCACAACCUGAAUUCAUCGAUUACCGUAUUAAAAUGUUUGAUGAAUUGAAAGCUAAGUAUGAUGAAGAUGUAGCUUCAAAACCAAGAGAAGAUAUCAAAAUCACUUUGAAAGAUGGAACUAUCAAAGUUGGUAAAAGUUGGGAAACUAGUCCAUUUGAUAUUGCCAAUGAAAUUGGGAAAUCCUUCAGUGAAAGACAAGUUAUUUCAAAGAUUGAUGGAGAAUUAUGGGAUUUAACCAGAGUCUUAGAAAAAGAUUGUUCAUUAGAAUUUUUGGAUUUCGAACAUCCUGAAGGUAAACAAGUGUUCUGGCACUCAUCAGCUCACGUUUUAGGUGAAGCUUGUGAAUGUCAUUAUGGUUGUCAUUUAUCUUAUGGACCUCCAACCAACGAUGGGUUCUUCUAUGAUAUGUCUAUCAACAAUGGUGAAGGUGUAGUUACUCAAGCAGAUUUUGGAAACUUGGAAAAAGUUGCUACUAAAGGUAUCAAAGAGAAACAAAAAUUCGUCAGAUUAGAAAUGACUAAAGAAGAACUUUUAAAGAUGUUCCAUUAUAACAAAUAUAAAGUGGAAUUCAUUAAAGAUAAAGUUCCUGAUAAUACUUCCACUACCGUUUAUAGAUGUGGUCCAUUGAUUGAUUUAUGUCUUGGACCUCAUAUUCCUCAUACUGGUAGAAUUAAGAGUUUUAAAGUGUUAAAGAACUCAUCAUCAUAUUUCCAAGGUGAUGCUACUAAUGAUUCCUUACAAAGAAUCUACGGUAUCUCAUUCCCUGAUAAAAAAUUAAUGGAUGAACACUUGAAAUUCUUAAAAGAAGCUAGUGAAAGAGAUCAUAGAAAGAUUGGUAAAGAACAAGAAUUAUUCUUAUUCCAUGAAAUGUCUCCAGGAUCUGCUUUCUGGUUACCUCAUGGUACUAGAAUUUACAAUAACUUAUGUGAAUUGAUGAGAUCUGAAUACAGACAAAGAGGUUUCGAAGAAGUUAUUACUCCUAACAUGUAUAAUUCUAAAUUAUGGGAAACUUCAGGUCAUUGGGGUAAUUAUAAAGAGAAUAUGUUCACUUUCGAUGUUGAAAAAGACCAUUUUGGUUUAAAACCAAUGAAUUGUCCUGGUCAUUGUUUAAUCUUCAAGAGUAGAGAAAGAUCUUAUAGGGAAUUACCAUGGCGUGUUGCCGAUUUUGGAGUCAUUCAUAGAAAUGAAUUCUCUGGAGCUUUAUCUGGAUUAACUAGAGUUAGAAGAUUCCAACAAGAUGAUGCUCAUAUCUUCUGUACUGAAGAUCAAAUUGAACAAGAAAUUAAAGGAUCAUUUGAUUUCUUACAAAAAGUUUAUGGUAUCUUUGGUUUUGAAUUCAAGAUGGAAUUAAGUACUAGACCUGAAAAAUACGUUGGAAGUUUAGAUACUUGGAAUAAAGCUGAAAAGAAAUUAGAAAAUUCUUUGAACGAAUUUUUAGGUGACAAAUGGGAAUUAAAUCCUGGUGAUGGUGCUUUCUAUGGUCCUAAGAUUGAUAUUAUGAUUAGUGAUGCUUUAGGAAGAUGGUUCCAAUGUGCCACUAUUCAAUUAGAUUUCCAAUUACCUUCCAGAUUCGAAUUAGAAUUCAAAUCUGAACACAAUGACAAAGAAGAUUCUAUUUCAAGACCUGUUAUGAUUCAUAGAGCUAUUUUAGGUUCUGUUGAAAGAAUGACUGCCAUUUUAACCGAACAUUUCAAAGGUAAAUGGCCUUUCUGGUUAUCACCAAGACAAAUCUUGGUUGUUCCUGUUGGGGUUAAAUUCUUUGAAUAUGCUGAAAGCUUAAAAGAAAGAUUAGUUAAAGAAUUUGGUUUCUAUGCUGAUGUUGAUGUUUCUGGUAACACUUUACAAAAGAAAGUUAGAACCGGUCAAUUAUUAAAAUACAAUUUCAUCUUUAUUGUUGGAGAUCAAGAAGAACAAGAACAAAGUGUUAAUGUUAGAAAUAGAGAUAUCCAAGAAGAACAAGGUAAGAAUGAAACUGUUAAAUUUGAUUUAGUGGUUGAACAAUUAAUUAAGUUGAGAGAUGAUAAGAGAAGAGAUAAUAAAUUAGUAUAG
Yamadazyma jaroonii is the source of this 2223-nucleotide messenger RNA. The record is from the annotation of a GenBank genome assembly. Lineage: Eukaryota; Fungi; Ascomycota; Pichiomycetes; Serinales; Debaryomycetaceae.